Molecule: messenger RNA, 796 nt
Organism: Sinocyclocheilus rhinocerous
Lineage: Eukaryota; Metazoa; Chordata; Actinopteri; Cypriniformes; Cyprinidae
Product: stonustoxin subunit beta-like
Exons: 4
Coding region: 1-717 (238 amino acids)
Molecular function (GO): protein binding
Source: RefSeq, a predicted model, not a curated record
AUGUUUGUGUGUGCCUGUUCAAACCCCUCACACCUGAGAGAGCUGGAUCUGAGCUACAAUCACCCAGGACAAUCAGGAGUCCAGCUGCUCAAACACAAACUGCAGGAUCCAAACUAUAAACUGCAGAUACUCAAUUUGAAUCAUGGAGAACGUUUCAGGAUCAGACCAGGACUGCAAAAAUAUGCCUGUGAUCUCACACUGGAUGCAAACACUGCAAACACUAAACUCAUCCUGUCUGAGGACAGCAGGAAGGCGACGCUUGUGGAAGAGCAUCAGCCGUAUCCUGGUCAUGCAGAGAGAUUUGAGCACUAUGAGCAGGUUCUGUGUGGAGAGAGUCUGACUGGACGCUGUUACUGGGAGGCUGAAUGGAGCGGCUGGGUUGACAUAGCAGUGACAUACAGAGGAAUCAGCAGGAAAGGAAGAAGUGAUGACUGUGAUUAUGGACUCAAUGAUAAGUCCUGGAGUUUGAGCUGCAUUAAGGGCAGAUACACUGUCUGGUAUGAUAAAAUCAGCACUGAUAUUCCUGUACCUUUACCACAAUCGAACAGAGUAGGAGUGUAUCUGGACGUGUCGGCCGGCUCUCUGUCCUUCUACAGGGUCUCUGACACACACACUCUCACACACUUACACACACUCAACACCACAUUCACUGAACCCCUCUACGCUGGGAUUGGGGUUUUUUAUAAUAACUGCUCAGUAUGUCUGUGUCAGAUUUAGCAACCUACAGGAGAGCACAACAAAUAAUAUUUCUCACACACCAAGUUAUAUAUAUAAGUCUCUCCUUACCUUAGAGUUU